UUAUUCAAAGAAAUAUCCAUCGUCGAAGAUGGCUUCGUCACCACUUAUCGCCACGUCACUACCGCAGAAUCAGUUAACCACCGCCACCGCAACCGCCAGAUUCCGCCUUCCGCCGCCAGAGAAACUUGCAGUUUUAAUCGACAAUUCGAAUUCAGUGGAUGAAGUGCUCCAAAUCCACGCAGCUAUUCUCCGUCAUAAUCUCCUCCUCCACCCUCGUUACCCAGUUCUAAACCUCAAGCUCCACCGUGCAUACGCUUCUCACGGCAAAAUUCGCCACUCGUUGGCCUUAUUUCACCAGACGAACGAUCCAGACUUGUUCCUCUUCACCGCCGCGAUCAACACUGCCUCCAUUAACGGCCUCAAAGACCAAGCUUUCCUGCUUUACGUUCAAUUGCUUUCUUCUGAAAUUGUCCCGAAUGAGUUUACUUUCUCGUCGAUUUUGAAAUCUUGCUCAACUAAGUCCGAAAUUGAUCCAUACCCAUCUAUGAUCGCUUGCUAUGCAAAGCAGGGGAACGUUGAGGCUGCGAGAGCUUUGUUCGAUAGAAUGUGUGAGAGAGACAUUGUUUCUUGGAACGUGAUGAUUGAUGGAUACUCUCAACAUGGGUUCCCUAGUGACGCUCUGAUGCUUUUUCAGAAACUUUUGGCGGAAGGUACACCGAAACCUGAUGAAAUAACCGUUGUAGCUGCUCUUUCAGCUUGUUCGCAGAUUGGAGCGCUUGAAACUGGUCGUUGGAUCCAUGUUUUUGUCAAUAGCAGUCGCAUUAGGUUCAAUGUUAAAGUGUGUACGGCUCUGAUUGAUAUGUAUAGCAAAUGUGGGAGCUUGGAAGAGGCAGUUUUAGUGUUUAACGAUACUCCAAGAAAGGAUAUUGUUGCGUGGAAUGCGAUGAUUACUGGUUACGCAAUGCACGGUUGUAGCCAAGACGCGUUGAGAUUGUUUGAUGAGAUGCAGGGGAUCACAGGGUUGCAACCAACGGAUAUAACUUUCAUAGGAACACUUCAGGCUUGUGCUCAUGCUGGUUUGGUAAACGAAGGGAUAAGAAUCUUUGAGUCAAUGGGACAAGAGUAUGGGAUUAAACCCAAGAUCGAACAUUAUGGAUGCUUAGUUAGUCUGCUCGGUCGUGCUGGCCAGUUAAAACGGGCUUACGAAAUCAUAAAAAACAUGAACAUGGAGGCUGAUUCUGUCUUAUGGAGUUCUGUUCUCGGAAGCUGUAAAGUUCAUGGAGAAUUUAUGUUAGGCAAGGAAAUUGCAGAGUAUCUGAUUGGACAAAACAUCACAAACUCAGGAAUUUAUGUUCUUCUUUCGAACAUAUAUGCAUCCUUGGGUGAUUAUGAAGGUGUUGCAAAAGUGAGGAACUUGAUGAAGGAGAAAGGUAUAGUGAAAGAGCCCGGUAUAAGCACAAUAGAAAUCAAUAACAAAGUUCAUGAAUUCCGAGCUGGAGAUAGAGAACACUCGGAAAGCAAAGAAAUUUACACAAUGCUAAGAAAAAUCAUCGAGCGGAUCAAGUCUCACGGUUAUGUUCCAAAUACAAACACGGUCUUGCAGGAUCUUGAAGAGACAGAGAAAGAGCAAUCUCUACAAGUUCACAGCGAGAGACUCGCGAUUGCAUACGGUCUAAUCAGUACCAAACCAGGAAGUCCCUUGAAAAUAUUCAAGAACCUACGAGUGUGUUCGGAUUGUCAUACGGUGACAAAACUGAUAUCGAAAAUCACAGGACGGAAAAUCGUCAUGAGAGAUCGGAAUAGGUUCCAUCAUUUCACAGAUGGCUCUUGCUCUUGUGGCGAUUUCUGAUUCUUGAUCGGAAAAAUCAUACGAAAGCCAAAUCUUCCUCCGAGUCCGGCAUGGUCGUUACCGGUGAUUGGUCAUCUCCGUCUCCUCAAACCACCGAUUUAUCGCACUUUCCUUUCACUUUCACAAUCCCUAAACGAUGCUCCGAUCUUCUCCCUCCGACUCGGUAACCGACUCGUUUUCGUGAACUCGUCGCACUCGAUCGCCGAGGAAUGUUUCACCAAGAACGACGUCGUACUCGCGAAUCGCCCAAACUUCAUCCUCGCUAAACAUGUCGCGUACGAUUACACAACCAUGAUCGCAGCUUCUUACGGUGACCACUGGCGUAACCUCCGCCGCAUCGGCUCCGUCGAGAUAUUCUCCAAUCACCGGCUUAACAGCUUUCUAUCUGUUCGUAAAGACGAGAUCCGGCGACUUGUGUUUCGUCUUUCUCGGAACUUUUCACAAGAGUUUGUGAAGGUGGAGAUGAAAUCGAUGUUAUCUGAUUUAACAUUCAACAACAUUAUCAGAAUGGUGGCCGGAAAACGUUACUACGGAGACGGUGUUGAGGAUGAUCCGGAGGCUAAACGAGUCCGCCAGCUUAUUGCGGAUGUGGUAGCUUGUGCUGGUGCCGGAAACGCUGUUGAUUAUUUACCGAUUUUGCGGUUAGUUUCAGAUUACGAGACACGGGUUAAGAAGUUGGCGGGUAGGCUCGACGAGUUCUUGCAAGGAUUGGUUGAUGAGAAACGAGAAGCUAAGGAGAAAGGAAACACGAUGGUCGAUCACUUACUUACUCUGCAAGAAUCCCAACCGGAUUACUUCACUGAUCGUAUCAUCAAAGGAAACAUGCUUGGUUUGAUUCUAGCAGGGACCGACACAUCAGCGGUUACGUUAGAAUGGGCAUUGUCGAACCUGUUGAACCAUCCGGAGGUAUUGAACAAGGCGAGAGAUGAAAUCGAUAGAAAGAUAGGUUUAGACAGGCUUAUGGACGAAUCAGACAUCUCAAAUCUACCAUAUCUCCAAAACAUUGUAUCUGAAACGUUGCGCCUUUAUCCUGCGGUUCCCAUGCUUCUUCCUCACGUUGCCUCGGAGGAUUGUAAAGUUGCAGGAUAUGAUAUGCCGCGUGGCACGAUGCUAUUGACCAAUGCAUGGGCUAUACACAGAGAUCCUCGGCUAUGGGAUGAUCCAAUGAGCUUCAAGCCAGAGAGGUUUGAGAAAGAAGGAGAGGCUCAGAAGCUAAUGCCGUUUGGGUUAGGAAGAAGGGCGUGUCCUGGUUCUGGACUGGCUCAUCGGCUAAUAAACCUGACUAUUGGAUCAUUGAUUCAGUGUAUGGAAUGGAAGAGGAUUGGAGAUGAAGAAGUGGAUAUGAGUGAAGGCAAAGGACUUACAAUGCCUAAAGCCAAGCCUCUGGAAGCCAUGUGUAGAGCACGUGCCUCUGUUGUUAAACUCUUCAACGAAAUCAAGAGGAAGCUCAACCUUCCUCCAAGUCCUGCAUGGGCGUUACCGGUGAUCGGUCACCUCCGCCUUCUCAAGCCACCACUCCACCGUGUUUUCCUCUCCGUCUCUCAAUCUUUAGGCAACGCUCCGAUCAUCUCCCUCCGUCUCGGCAAUAGACUCAUUUUCGUUGUCUCUUCACACUCAAUCGCCGAGGAAUGCUUCACUAAGAACGACGUCAUACUCGCGAACCGACAAAACACAAUUUCUACCAAACACAUCUCAUACGGCAACUCAACCGUGGUCUCAGCUUCGUACAGCGAACACUGGAGAAAUCUCCGGCGCAUCUGCGCCUUAGAGAUAUUCUCGGCUCAUAGACUCAAUAGCUUUUCCUCUAUUCGCCGCGAUGAGAUCCGGCGGCUUAUAGGUCGUCUCUUAAGGAACUCUUCAUACGGAUUUGCCAAGGUUGAAAUGAAAUCAAUGUUUUCUGACUUAACAUUCAACAACAUCAUUAGAAUGCUGGCUGGAAAAUGUUACUACGGAGACGGUAAAGAAGAUGACCCCGAGGCCAAACGCGUGCGAGAGCUUAUUGCAGAGGCGAUGAGUUCUUCUGGUCCUGGAAACGCUGCUGAUUAUAUACCAGUCCUGACUUGGAUCACAUAUUCCGAGAAACGGAUAAAGAAGCUCGCCAGUAGGCUUGAUGAGUUCUUGCAAGAAUUGGUCGAUGAGAAACGAGAAGGAAAGGAGAAGAGGCAGAACACUAUGGUUGAUCACUUGCUUUGUCUGCAAGAAACCCAACCAGAGUACUACACGGACCGCAUCAUCAAAGGAACCAUGCUUUCUCUUAUAGCAGGGGGGACAGAUACAUCAGCGGUAACAUUGGAAUGGGCAUUGUCAAGCUUGUUGAACAAUCCGGAGGUACUGAACAAGGCGAGAGACGAGAUCGAUAGAAAGAUCGGUGUAGACAAGCUUUUGGAGGAAUCAGACAUCCCAAAUCUUCCUUAUCUUCAGAACAUUGUAUCUGAAACGUUACGUCUGUAUCCUGCAGCCCCCAUGCUGCUUCCUCACGUCGCCUCUAAAGAUUGUAAAGUUGCGGGAUACGAUAUGCCACAUGGCACGAUGCUAUUGACUAAUGCAUGGGCUAUACAUAGAGAUCCUCGGCUAUGGGAUGAUCCAACGAGCUUCAAGCCAGAGAGGUUCGAGAAAGAAGGAGAGGCUCAUAAGCUAUUGCCGUUCGGGCUAGGUAGAAGGGCAUGUCCUGGGUCCGGUUUGGCUCAGCGGCUAGUGACCUUGAGUCUCGGGUCUUUGAUUCAAUGUUUUGAGUGGGAGAGGAUUGGAGAAGAAGAGGUAGAUAUGACUGAAGGUCCAGGACUCACAAUGCCUAAAGCUAGACCGUUGGUAGCCAUGUGCAGAGCACGUGUCUUUGUUGGUAAAAUCUUACCCGAAAUCAAGCCAAAGCCUAACCUUCCUCCGAGUCCGGCUUGGGCGUUACCAGUGAUAGGUCACCUCCGCCUUCUCAAGCCACCGCUCCACCGAGUUUUCCUCUCCGUCUCGCAAUCCCUAGGCGACACUCCGAUCAUCUCCCUCCGUCUUGGCAACCGACUGGUUUUCGUUGUCUCUUCACACUCAAUCGCCGAGGAAUGCUUCACUAAGAACGACGUCGUACUCGCGAACCGCUUUAACUCCCUUGCUUCAAAACACAUCUCAUAUGGCUGCACCACCGUGGUUACAGCUUCGUACAGCGACCACUGGAGAAAUCUCCGCCGUAUUGGCGCUAUCGAGAUAUUCUCGGCUCACCGGCUCAAUAGCUUUUCCUCCAUCCGCCGAGACGAGAUCCGGCGGCUUAUAACUUGUCUCUCACGGAACUCUUCACUCGAAUUUGCAAAGGUUGAGAUGAAAUCAAUGUUUUCUAACUUAACAUUCAACAACAUCAUAAGAAUGGUGGCCGGAAAAUGUUACUAUGGAGACGGUGCAGAGAAUGAUCCGGAGGCUAAACGCGUGCGGGAGCUUAUCGCGGAGGGGAUGAGUUGUUUUGGUGCCGGAAACACUGCUGAUUAUUUACCGGUCAUGAGUUGGAUUACAGGUUCCGAGAAACGGAUAAAGAAGAUCGCUGGUAGGCUUGAUGAGUUCUUGCAAGGAUUGGUCGAUGAGAAACGAGAAGGGAAGGAGAAGAGGGAGAACACAAUGGUCGAUCACUUGCUUCGUCUGCAAGAAACACAAUCCGAGUACUACACGGACAACAUUAUCAAAGGGAUCAUGCUCAGGUUCGAGAAAGAAGGGGAGGCUCAUAAGCUAAUGGCGUUCGGGCUAGGAAGAAGGGCGUGUCCUGGGUCCGGUUUGGCUCAACGGCUAGCUAGCUUGACUAUCGGGUCUUUGAUUCAAUGUUUUGAGUGGGAGAGGAUUGGUGAAGAAGAGGUGGAUAUGAGUGAAGGUGGCGGAGGAGUCAUAAUGCCUAAAGCUAUACCGUUGGUCGCCAUGUGCAAAGCACGUGCCUUUGUUGGUAAAAUCCUCGACGAAUCCAAACGGAAACUGCACCUUCCUCCGUCUCCGGGGAUCUCCUUGCCAGUGAUCGGGCACCUCCACCUUCUCAAGCCACCGCUUCACCGGACGUUCCUUUCCCUCUCCCAAUCCAUCGGAAAUGCUCCGAUCUUCCAUCUCCGCCUCGGAAAUCGCCUCGUUUAUGUCAUCUCUUCACGUUCUAUCGCCGAAGAAUGUUUCACAACGAACGACGUCGUUCUCGCGAACCGUCCCAAGUUCACGAUAAGCAAGCACCUCGGCUACAACGCCACCUACUUACUCUCGGCAUCUUACGGCGAUCAUUGGAGGAACCUCCGCCGCAUCGCCGCCGUCGAGAUAUUCUCCACUCAUAGACUCAAUUUGUUUCUGUAUAUUCGUAAGGACGAGAUCCGACGGCUCAUUUCACAUCUCUCUCGAGAUUCCUUACACGGAUUUGUGGAGGUAGAGAUGAAAACAUUAUUAACCAAUUUGGCAUCCAACACCACCAUCAUAAUGUUGGCCGGGAAGAGAUAUUUUGGUGAGGACAACGAUGAAGCUAAACUCGUGAAGCAUCUUGUGUCGGAGGCGGUGACCAGCGCCGGUGCAGGAAACCCCAUUGAUUAUCUUUCGAUUUUACGUUGGGUCACGAGUUAUGAAAAACGAAUCAAGAAUUUGGGAAAGAGGUUUGAUGCGUUUUUGCAGCGAUUAGUCGACGAAAAACGUGCAGAAAAGGAAAAAGGUGAAACUAUGAUCGAUCGCUUGCUUGCUCUCCAAGACAUUCAACCUGAUUACUAUACGGAUGUCAUCAUCAAAGGAAUCAUACUUUCCCUCGGUAAUGCUCCGAUCUUCCACCUCCGCCUGGGAAACCGCCUCGUUUACGUUAUCUCCUCACAUUCCAUAGCCGAAGAAUGUUUCACUAAAAACGACGUCGUUCUUGCGAAUCGUCCUGAUAUCAUCAUGGCCAAACACGUCGGCUAUAACUAUACCAAUAUGAUUGCAGCACCUUACGGCGACCACUGGAGGAAUCUCCGCCGCAUCGCCGCCGUCGAGAUUUUUUCUUCUCAUAGAAUCAGUACUUUUAAGUCUAUCCGUAAAGACGAGAUCCAACGGCUCAUAACACUUCUCUCUAGAGACUCCCUACACGGAUUUGUUGAAGUGGAGUUGAAAUCAUUGUUAACCAACUUGGCAUUCAACAACAUCAUCAUGAUGGUAGCCGGAAAGCGAUAUUACGGUAGCGGUACAGAAGACAAUGAUGAAGCCAAGCUCGUGAGGGAACUUAUAUCGGAGGUAAUGACCGGCGCCAGUUCUGGAAAUUUGGCUGAUUAUCUUCCGAUCAUAAACUGGGUCACAAACUUUGAGAACCAGACCAAGAUUUUGGGGAAUCGACUUGAUAGAUUCCUGCAAAAACUGGUUGAUGAGAAACGUGCAGAGAAAGAAAAAGGUCAAACUUUGAUCAAUCAUUUGCUUUCUUUCCAAGAAACCGAACCCGACUACUAUACUGAUGUCAUCAUCAAAGGAAUCAUACUCGCUCUGGUAGUUGCAGGGACAGAUACAUCUGCAGUGACGUUGGAAUGGGCAAUGUCAAUUUUGUUGAACCAUCCAGAGAUACUUGAGAAAGCGAGAACGGAAAUCGAUGAAAAAAUCGGUUCAGACCGGUUAGUUGAAGAAUCAGACAUUGGGAAUCUCCAUUAUCUCCAAAACAUUGUGUCGGAAACACUACGUUUGUAUCCUGCGGUUCCACUACUACUCCCUCAUUUCUCAUCGGAUGAAGGUAAAGUGGCGGGCUACGAUAUGCCACGUCGCACGUUGUUAUUAACAAACGUAUGGGCGAUGCAUAGAGAUCCAAGUUUAUGGGAAGAGCCAGAGAGGUUCAAACCGGAGAGGUUCGAGAAAGAAGGAGAGACUCGAAAGCUAAUGCCGUUUGGGAUGGGACGACGAGCUUGUCCUGGAACCGAGCUUGGGAAGCGGUUAGUAAGUCUUGCUCUUGGCUGUUUGAUUCAGUGUUUCGAAUGGGAGAGAGUUGGUGAAGAACUUGUGGACAUGACUGAAGGCGAAGGGAUCACUAUGCCUAAAGCUACUCCGUUGCGAGCUAUGUGCAAGGCACGUGCCGUUGUUGGUAAACCACUGCUACACCGGACUCUAAGCCAUCUCUCGCACUCCCUCGGCCCCGUCUUUUCUAUACGCCUCGGCUCUCGCCUCGCCGUUAUCAUCUCGUCUCCAACGGCAGCAGAAGAAUGCUUUUUGACGAAAAACGACAUCGUUUUAGCUAAUCGGCCUCGUUUCAUCAUGGGCAAGUACGUGGCUUAUGACUACACCUCCAUGGUUACGGCUCCUUACGGUGACCAUUGGCGAAACCUCCGUCGUAUCACCGCCUUAGAAGUCUUCUCCACGAAUCGACUCAACGGCUCAGCAGAAAUCCGACAAGACGAAGUUAAGAGGCUUCUCCAAAAGCUUCACGGUUUAUCUGUCGAACGCCCGGCUAACGUGGAGUUACGACCGUUACUAACUGGUCUUACCCUAAAUGUGAUAAUGAGAAUGAUGACCGGAAAGAGAUUCUUCGAAGAAGAUGAGGGUGGAAAGGCGGCGAUAAGCUUGGAGUUCCGGGAACUAGUGGCGGAGAUUCUAGAGCUCUCCGCGGCCGACAAUCCAGCUGAUUUUUUGCCGGCUCUACGGUGGUUUGACUACAAGGGUUUGGUCAAGAGAGCAAAGAGGAUUGGAGAAAGGAUGGAUAGUUUAUUACAAGGGUUUUUGGAUGAGCAUAGAGCUAACAAAGACAGAUUGGAGUAUAAGAACACCAUGAUUGCUCAUUUGCUAGGUUCUCAAGAAAAAGAACCUCAUUACUACAGUGAUCAAACCAUCAAAGGUCUUAUACUGAUGAUGGUAAUAGGAGGUACGGAUACAUCGGCCUUAACCGUAGAAUGGGCAAUGUCAAAUUUAUUGAAUCAUCCACAAGUACUAGAGACCACGAGAAAAAACAUUGAUACUCAAAUGGAAUCAUCAUUAUCAUCAUCAAGUACUCGUCAAUUGUUGAAAGAAGAAGAUUUGGUGAACAUGAACUACUUGAACAAUGUUGUGUCCGAGACACUAAGGCUUUAUCCUGUGGCACCACUUAUGGUUCCUCAUUUGCCAUCUUCUGAUUGUGUAAUCGGUGGGUUUGAUGUUCCACGUGAUACGAUCGUGUUGGUUAACUUGUGGGCUAUACAUCGAGAUCCAAGGGUGUGGGAUGAUCCGACGUCGUUUAAGCCAGAGAGAUUUGAAGUGAGGGAUCAGUUUGGACAUUACAAUGGUAAGAUGAUGCCCUUUGGGUUAGGGAGACGGGUUUGUCCCGGGAUGAGUUUGGCUAACCGGGUUGUUGGGUUGUUGUUGGGUUCGAUGGUUCAGUGUUUUGAAUGGGAAAGUGGCUCAGGAGGUCAGGUUGAUAUGACUGAAGGUCCAGGACUUAGUAUGCCUAAGGCUGAACCAUUGGUUGUCACGUGCAGACCACGUGAGAUUGCUUCCGAGUUGUUGUUCACUGAAUAAGAAUGUCUAGAUUAAUUUUAUAAAAGGGUAUUAUAAGUUAAUACAUUAUAUGCAUAUAAUACAGUGAUUUAGAUUUUGGUUUGUUAUACACAAAAUGGUUGGAGACACUUUUUUUUUUUUUUGGCCAACUGGCAUGGGACUAUGUGUUUAUUGUAAUCAUGUAAUGUCAUAUGUAAUGUUGGUUGAGAUAAUAUAGUCCACAUAAAUUUGUUCUUAUCAAGUUAUCAUGGAUAUUUUGAAAGUUAUAAAGUUGUUCUAUCACU
This is a messenger RNA of Arabidopsis arenosa, 9477 nucleotides long. Lineage: Eukaryota; Viridiplantae; Streptophyta; Magnoliopsida; Brassicales; Brassicaceae. The record is from the annotation of a GenBank genome assembly.